Messenger RNA from Malassezia sympodialis ATCC 42132, 612 nucleotides. Its product is annotated as Mob1/phocein family protein. The record is from RefSeq and is a predicted model, not a curated record. NCBI's taxonomy places the organism in Eukaryota, Fungi, Basidiomycota, Malasseziomycetes, Malasseziales, Malasseziaceae.
AUGACUUACCUCAGCCAGCUGAAGCGGCUCGCCGAGUCGACGCUGGGAAGCGGCAACCUUCGUGUGGCCGUCCAGGUGCCGGACGGUGAGCUGUUCGAGGAGUGGCUCGCCGUGCACACGAUCGACUUUUUCAAUCAUCUCAAUAUUUUGUACGGGACAUUGACCGAGCUCUGCACGCCGCGCGAGUGCCCUGUGAUGUGUGCAGGACCCCGGUUCGAGUACCACUGGCAGGACCCGACGUCCGUCAAGUACCGCCGCUCGACGCGCCUGUCUGCGCCCGACUAUAUCGAGUGCCUGCUCAACUGGGCGCAGGCGCAGAUGGACGACGAGCAGCUGUUCCCGGUGGCGCCAGGCGCGCCGUUCCCCCCGUCGUUUGUGGACCGCGUCAAGGCCAUAUUGCGCCGCCUAUUCCGCAUCUAUGCUCAUGUGUAUCACCAUCAUUUUUCGCACGUGUGUGCGAUGCGCCUCGAGGUGCACCUCAACACGUCGUACCGGCACUUUUUCCUCUUUGUCACCGAAUACCACCUGAUCGACCCCAAGGAAAUGGUGCCGCUCGCCGAGAUCAACGAGGCGAUCCUCGAGGAGCAGGCGCGCCAGACUGCUAAGCCGUAG